AUGUCGUCCAAUGAUCUCUCCAAAUCGUUCGACACUGUGCCCAAGCUCACUGGGAAAGAGAACUACCUGGUAUGGCAUCAGAGGUUAACAGUUGUCCUCUUCAUGACUCGAACUCGCUUGUUCGUUCUUCCCACCACCAUUGCACCAACUGCUACCACUACAAUCCCCUCCACUAUAUCAUCCCUUUCGCUCGAAGCCUGGAACGAACUAGAUGAACAGGUUGCUGCCGCCAUUCUCCACUCCACUUCUGAGGAUAUCCUCUCUGCUCAUCUUCACCUUUUGUCACCCAUUGGUCCUCCUUCGACCGAUCGACCGGUUUCCACCACCAUUUCCCCUGCUUAUCGAGCUCGAACAAUCUAUGAUUCGCUCAAGAAGACCUAUGGAACUACUGGUGCUCAAUAUUCGUUUGCUCUUGGGAAGAAAUUUGUGGAAAACCGGUGUUCAGAGGAUGAGGAUGUUGAGGAAUGGGUGAACAAAGUGCUCGCUCAAUAUCGUGAUCUCAAAGUUCUUUUGUACGAUCUCGAUCAACUCUGUGUCAAUGUUCUCCUCAAUGGUCUUCCUGAUCACUUCAGUUCGUUCAUUGACGGCAUCUGGAAGGAAGAUGAUACACCAUCUGUGGAAAACAUCAAGAUCGAAAUCCUUCGAGUGAACGCAGGGAAGGGACCAAGUAAGGAACAUCCCUGUGCUCGAUGUGGAUCGGUCAAUCAUUGGGUAGUGGACUGCUCGGUUCCUGCAUCCUCGAAUGAGCGAGGUAGAACCAGGAAAUGGAAGAAAAAGAAAGACAAGGGUCGAUCAAACAAGGUUGCUGCUCCUGUAAAGACUGAGACAGCUGCCGUUGCCUCGCAAGCAAUCACCUUGUUUGAAUGCAACAAUAUUGAACAUCUCCUCCUCACCACCGACAUCAACUCGAUCUCGCUGGCCGCUCGUUCAAGUCAAUGGAUUCUUGACUCUGGGGCAAGUGAACACAUGAGUGGGGAUAUCAAGUGGAUGAAAGAUCUCAAAUUGACCGAGUCGAUCGCUCGAAUCACAACUGCUGGAGUGUUACGGGGUAACAACGAAUCGAGGGAACUCUAUCGAGUUCGACGGAUUAGGACAGAGGAAAGCGGGAGUUGGAGGCAGUGCUGCACACCAGAGCCCCUAGAUUUCCACGAGACCUCCAUCGAGUUCGACCCAACCUGCGACCUAGUCGUCGUGUUUCCAGUACCGUUACAAGUUGAAGAAUCAGCCUUACGCACCUUGGGUCGAAUCGGAGAGUACUGUAUGCUCACCAGAGGGAAAGCGCGGAAAAUGAUACCAGAAAAAGAGGAGUUGGAACAAGGGCUGGUCCCAGAGGAAGAAAUACCAACAAGUUCUUCGAGAAGUACCAUUUCACAUGAUCUCACUUCUACUACCACUACCCCAGAUCCGCUAAAUGAAUUAUCGCAGCAGUUGUCACAAUUGUUAGCCAUUAUGACGAUGCAACAAAAGGAACAAAAUGCAUUAAGGGAAGAACUGGCUACGAUGAAAGCUGACCGACAGAACCAACAGAUACUCACAUCGAAAGGGGCAAGUUUGAUCGAAGUCGAAGAAAACAAGCCGUGUUUGGAGCCAAAACUUACCAACAACGAACGAACAGGAAGAACCAGGUGUGCGGAUCCACCUACCUUCAGUGGAGAACGAGGAGAAUUGGACAACUUCCUUGCAGCAUGUCACAUGAACUUCGAAUUCAAGGGGGCAGAGUACGCCACCGAUCGCAGAAAGAUCCUGUUCAUGUACGGGUAUCUUCGAGGCACCCCUCAAAUGCUUAUAACCCCGGCCAUAACCAAUCCAAUGGUAAAUAACACCGACCCUCGAACCAAAUCGGACUGGAUCUAUUUCAAACAGCAUGUGAUAGGGACUGAGGAGAACCAACGGAUGGCUGAAACGAUGAUUGCAGCGAAUCGAUGGGCUGCUAGACGCAAACAUGAGACGACCUGGCUUCCCCCUCGAUCGAAUUCGAUGCGAUUGGAUACUAGUUUGCCCAACCCGGUAGAACGCCACUCACAACCGACUGGUAGAGGACCCUUGCCCGGUGGAAAACCAGGGAUGAUGAAUUAUGGUCUACCAAAUGACCCUCCGGUCACUUGGACAGAGGACGGAGGACGUCUCAGCGAGAACGAAAUGACUUGGAGGAGGGAGAACCGACGUUGUCUCAAAUGUAGAAGUCCAGAACAUUACGCCAACAACUGUCCAAAUGGAGGAAAUACGAGAAACAACAUUAGGGGAUCCCCAAACCCGCAUAGCUCACCAAUUCCUAGUGGAUCGAACUCGAUCCCAACCGGAUCCAAAGGGCCAUUAGUUCGAGGAAUGGCGAUACAGACAGAAGAAGAUACCCUACGAUUUGGAAUGUUAAUUGAUACCGGAGCUACCGGAAGAUACGUACAGCCGGCCUGUCCAUUAUACCAUUUAUUCCCAAAGAGACAGUAUCAGGAACCACGGAAGAUCAGAUUCCUCGAUGGAACAACCGCGACGUUAGUGACCGAGUAUGUAGAAGCUGAGUUGGAUUUAGGAGCAGGACUCAAGAUUGCGACUCGAUUGGAUGUGAUGGCAUACGAAGGCCCCGAGGUACUGGUGGGAUUGGAUUUCUUGAAACAGUUUAGGGCAAGGAUCGAUUGUGGAAAGGGAUUGAUCGAGUUCGACGGAAUCGGACAGGAUAACGGUUGGAAAUAUCCGAGGUUGGAGGAAGGAUUGAUAAGAGGAACCGCACCGGAAAAAGGAGAAGAUGAGAUGAGCGAAGAAGAGUUACGACAGGUCAUACCGACACAAUGGCACCAAUACCUGGAGCUAUUCAAAGUGGAACGAGCCAGAAAACUACCACCAAGAAGAGAAUGUGACCACGAGAUCGAAUUGACCCCCGGAGCAGAACUAAAACCAGGACCAAUCUACCAACUGGAUGAACAUGGGGAUGCAUUCCUAAAGCAGCUUAGAACAGGAUCCAUCACCACGGAGCCGCUUUCUGUUGCUCGAUCAACUUCUGGGGCUCUUACAGACCAGUUUCACACGGUUGCCGUGAAGAAUAGUCAAACACUCCUAGAUUCCGCUCAGGCAGGAAACUCUGAAGGACAUCUGAUUCAAGGGGGGAGUAUGGGUGGACCAGUCAGAGAAAUCAAAUUUGGUGAUGCUGACAAACCACCUCAUGUGGUUGUGAAGCCAACAUUGCAAGAGCGUGUGAGAGUGAGACUUGAAGGGUCUGCAGAGCCCGCGGGAGUAGAUGCUGGCAGGUGA
Tremella mesenterica DSM 1558 is the source of this 3243-nucleotide messenger RNA. RefSeq lists its product as uncharacterized. Gene Ontology annotation, molecular function: zinc ion binding; nucleic acid binding. The coding region runs from base 1 to 3243 and encodes 1080 amino acids. Lineage: Eukaryota; Fungi; Basidiomycota; Tremellomycetes; Tremellales; Tremellaceae. The record is from RefSeq and is a predicted model, not a curated record. The transcript has 8 exons.